AUGGGAGGGGAGCUGGGGUACCUGUCUGGGGUGCCCCGUGUGGGGAAAGCAGGGGUGUCUUUGCAGGGUGUCCUGGGUGCAGGCACCACCUGUGUCCUUGUGUCCUUCCCCUUCAUCUUCAACCCCUGCCUGGCUUGCAAGGAGAGCACUCCACAGUGGGCAGCCUUCAUCUACUACCUCCCCUUCAUCAUCAUCUUCCAGUUUGGCUGGGCAGCCACACAGAUCUCCCACCUCUCCCUCAUCCCUGAGCUGGUGACCAGUGACCACGAGAAGGUGGAGCUCACAGCCUUCAGGUAUGCCUUUACUGUCGUGGCCAAUAUUGCUGUCUAUGGCCUGGCCUGGCUCCUGCUGAACUUCCAGGUGGACCAGCCUGACCGCACAGAGCACCUUGGCAUCCAGGAUGUCCCAAUAUUUCGGAACCUGUCCCUCAUUGUGUUGGGGCUGGGGGCCCUGUUCUCCCUCAUCUUCCACCUGGGCACCAAAGAGAAGCCGUACCCGCCGCGCCUGCUGCCCCAGCUGGAGGAGAGCACCCCGCUGCUGCACAAGGAGCCAGCAAGCCCCGUGCACCCACUGCUGAUCUGGAAGGACUGGCUGCUGGAACCUGCCUUCUACCAGGUUGCCAUGCUCUACAUGUCCACCAGGCUCAUCGUCAACCUUUCCCAGACCUACAUUGCCAUGUACCUGACCAACUCGCUGCUGCUGCCCAAGAAAUACAUUGCCACCAUCCCCCUCGUGAUGUACAUCAGUGGCUUCCUCUCCUCCUUCCUCAUGAAGCCUGUAAAUAAGUGGAUAGGUCGAAAUCUCACCUACUUCGCGGGCAUCUUGGUGAUCUUGGCCUUUGCCUCCUGGGUGGCCCUGACCAAGGAGAUGGGAGCUGAGAUCUACGGGGCAGCCGUGCUGCUGGGAGCUGGCUCUGCCACCAUCCUGGUCACCUCCCUCUCCAUGACAGCAGAUCUCAUUGGCACCAACACGCACAGCGGAGCCUUCGUCUACGGCGCCAUGAGCUUCACGGACAAGAUGGCCAACGGGCUGGCGGUGAUGGCCAUCCAGAACCUGCACCCCUGCCCGACUGAGCUCUGCUGCCCUGCCUGCAUCAGCUUCUACCACUGGGUGAUGGUGUUGGUCACUGGAGGCAUUGCCAUCGCUGCCAUUGUCUCUCUGUGCUGCAUCAUGGUCUGGCCCAUCCGUAUCCGCUACCCCGUGAAGAAAACCAACACGGCGCUCCUGGUGCCCAACGCGCUCAGCGUCCGCACAGCCGAGGGGGAGAAGUUCCUGUUCGUGUCUUUGCACCGGCGGGAGGCCACGUACCAGCUCCUGAAGUCAGUCUGCAAACACCUGCAGGACAAUGACUGGAGCCCUCCAGCUUCUCCAAGCACCAAGGAAAUCCGUAGGAAGUGUCUGACCCCGAGCCAGUCAGGCCUGGAGCAGAGCACAGCAGAGCCCAACAGCCUCCAGGAGCUGCCAGAUGGGCCCAGCCUGACCCCAAGGCCAGCAGAGGAGGAGGAGGUGACGGCGCUGGUGCUGAACGGGACCCCCAUUACUGCCCUAUGGGCCCAGACCAUCACACAGCUGAGCCCCCUCAACACCAUCAUCCUCAUCUACCUGAUGCUGUGA
Chaetura pelagica (chimney swift) is the source of this 1614-nucleotide messenger RNA. RefSeq names its product major facilitator superfamily domain containing 12 (gene MFSD12). Gene Ontology annotation, cellular component: membrane. The record is from RefSeq and is a predicted model, not a curated record. Gene Ontology annotation, molecular function: symporter activity. Lineage: Eukaryota; Metazoa; Chordata; Aves; Apodiformes; Apodidae. Gene Ontology annotation, biological process: carbohydrate transport. The transcript is spliced from 15 exons. The coding region runs from base 1 to 1614 and encodes 537 amino acids.